Molecule: messenger RNA, 2106 nt
Organism: Phasianus colchicus (ring-necked pheasant)
Lineage: Eukaryota; Metazoa; Chordata; Aves; Galliformes; Phasianidae
Source: RefSeq, a predicted model, not a curated record
UUCCUCCGUUCUUCCUUCCGUUCCUCCUUCCGUUCCUCCCCUCGUCCCGGGCGCGCCGGAGCUCUGCUGCUCCGCGCGGAUUGAUGUCGGAGGGAAGGGGCUGGUUGCCGCCUGGUUGCCGUUCACGUGCUCCCUUCCACGCGCUCCCUUCCACGCCGGUUGGCUGGCGAUGAGCAGCCGCCGCAGCCUGCCGGGGCUGGGCACGGGGCGUCCCGCCGCACGCGGGGCCGCUCUGACCUUGGCAGGGAAUCCCGAUGUCACCUCCUGCCUUCGGAGCUCCUCCGGGCCGGCUGUGGGGAGGUGACGCGUGUGGGACGAGGGUGAAGGCCCUGCGGACCUGUUGAGCUCGCUGAUGCUUCUGUGUUUGCAGGUCCGAGCUCUGGGUUUGCUGUAGAAGUGGCAGAGCAGUCGUUAACUCGGCAUGUCCGCCAGCAGUUUGUAAUAGGAUCGUGUAAUCACAAAGGCGACACAGGAGUGGGAGGAAAAUAUCUUAACACCCUCCAGGAAUCUGGAGACUUUUCACUCUGCAAUAAUCAAUAAACAAGUGUGAAGCAUGAGGAUCAACUCUGCUCUUCAGGCUGCUAUUGACCUCACAGCAGGAGCUGCAGGUGGGACAGCCUGCGUGGUGACUGGCCAGCCCUUCGACACAGCAAAGGUGAAGAUGCAGACGUUCCCUGACAUGUACAAAGGAAUUGUUGACUGUUUUGUGAAAACCUACAAACAAGUGGGAUUUCGAGGCUUCUACAAGGGGACCACACCUGCUCUGGUAGCCAACAUUGCAGAGAACUCUGUUCUUUUCAUGUGCUAUGGGUUCUGCCAACAAAUUGUACGAAAAAUUGUUGGAGUAGACAGGAAAACAAAGCUCAGUGACCUACAGAACGCUGCUGCGGGCUCCUUCGCCUCUGCCUUUGCCACGCUUGUUCUGUGCCCCACAGAGCUGGUGAAGUGCCGGCUGCAGGCCAUGCACGAAAUGCAGUUGUCGGGAAAGAUAAUGCAGGGACAGAAUACAGUUUGGUCAGUAGUGAAGAGCGUUAUCCAAAAGGAUGGACCCCUCGGGUUUUACCGUGGCCUGUCGAGCACUUUGCUGAGAGAAGUCCCCGGCUAUUUCUUCUUCUUUGGGGGGUAUGAACUGAGCCGGACGUUCUUUGCCUCUGGGAGAUCAAAAGAUGAAUUGGGUCCCAUUCCUUUGCUGCUCAGCGGAGGUUUUGGAGGCAGCUGUCUGUGGAUUGCUGUGUAUCCAGUGGACUGUGUCAAAUCUAGAAUUCAGGUUCUUUCAAUGGCUGGAAAGCAGACGGGCUUCAUGGGAACGUUUGUAACUGUUGUGAGAACUGAAGGUGUACUUGCCUUGUAUUCUGGACUAAAGCCAACUAUGAUCCGUGCAUUCCUGGCCAAUGGGGCACUGUUCCUUGCCUAUGAGUACAGCCGGAAACUUAUGAUGAAACAGAUAGAUUCUUACUGAUACCUUCUAGCAAACAGAACAACCCUUCAAAUAAAUGAUCAAAGCCUGUAGGACUCAACAUGAUCUGAGAGCAUUACCAGAUCACUGACCUGAUUUUAGGAACUCAAUUCCAGUUUAGGAUUUGUAAUCUUUUAAAUUCAAAUGAUUUUUAUGGAGAGCUAUACAUGCUUCUUGAAUUGAACUGGCAGGACUAUCUCCUGCACUGGGUUUGCUACGCAUCAUAAAUGUCUUUUCCUGCCUGUAAUGGUGCUAAAGAGACACACUGGUUUUUAAUGUUACAGGCAGAACAGGCUGUGAUUUGUUUAAGAAAAGCACUGCUUUAGAGCCUGUGCUGUGACUGCUACAUUUCCCAUUUCUUGCUAGCAAUAUCUGAUUCUAAGUAAUUCCAGUUUUGUCUAAUCUUCCUGAGUGUGGCUCUCAUUUUCUAGCUCCCAUCCACCCUAUGACUUUCAGUGAUCAUUGCAGCUGGUUCAUCUUGCAUACUCUGACACACUGAUGGCCUUACUGAAGCUUUCACCCCCUACUUUUACUGUCCUAUGACUUAGAACUGAGAUAGGGUUGCAUUUGAGAUAAAAUAUGAAGUUUCUGGAUGUAAGGAGACAAGGCAGCAUUUAUGACAGUUGUUUGCUGCAGGCAGUGCUGAAGUA